This is a messenger RNA of Kalmanozyma brasiliensis GHG001, 1347 nucleotides long. RefSeq names its product WD40 repeat. Gene Ontology annotation, molecular function: protein binding. NCBI's taxonomy places the organism in Eukaryota, Fungi, Basidiomycota, Ustilaginomycetes, Ustilaginales. The record is from RefSeq and is a predicted model, not a curated record. The coding region runs from base 1 to 1347 and encodes 448 amino acids. The transcript has a single exon.
AUGAGCAGCAUCACCAGCACGAGCAUCCUCUCCGAGAGGCAGAAGGAUGAGCUGCACAAAUCCAUCCUCGAUUACUUCAAGACCAAUGGGCUCAACGAGUCCUAUGCGACGCUGAUGCGAGAAGCCGGCCAAGAUGGAUUCGUGCCGGACCCCAAGGCGAAAUACGCCGGUUUGCUCGAGAAGAAGUGGACCUCGGUCAUCCGGCUGCAGAAGAAGAUUAUGGAGAUGGAGUCGCGGAUGACUUCGUUGCAAGAAGAGCUUGCUGCUGCGCCGUCAGCCAAGCGGUCUGCGUCGCUGAAUGAUUGGGUGCCAAGGGCGUCUGCGAGACACACCAUGCAAGGGCACCGAUUGCCCGUGACAAAGGUCGCUUUCCACCCAGUGUUCAGCCAAGUAGCAACAGCGUCAGAAGACACGACGGUCAAGCUGUGGGAUUGGGAGACAGGGGAUUUCGAACGGACGCUCAAGGGGCACACAAAGGCAGUGCAGGACGUAGACUUCGAUAGCAAAGGCAGCUACGUCGUCUCCUGCUCCUCGGACCUCUCGGUCAAGGUGUGGGAUGCGAACAAUGACUACAAGAACAUCAAGACGCUGCACGGGCACGAUCACAGCGUCUCAUCGGUCAAAUUUCUGCCAGGGGACGACUUCAUUGUGUCCGCGAGCAGGGAUAAGACGAUCAAGAUCUGGGAGUUCUCCACGGGCUUCUGCACAAAGACGCUGCACGGACACGCAGAAUGGGUACGGUCAGCGAUACCGAGCGAUGAUGGGAGGUGGUUGGUCAGCUGCUCGACGGAUCAAACGGCGAGGAUAUGGGAGCUGUCGACGGGAGAGACGAAGGUCGAGCUGCGCGGGCACGAGCAUGUGGUGGAGGUGGCCAUCUUUGCCCCCAUCGCUUCAUACACCGCUAUUCGAGAACUCGCAGGAUUGACCGCACCAAAGGACGCUUCAGCCACAGCACCAGCACAGUUCGUAGCCUCAGGCUCGAGAGACAAGACCAUCCGCAUUUGGGACAGCGCAGGCCAAUGCCUCAAGACCCUGGUUGGGCACGACAAUUGGGUCAGAGGCCUCGCCUUCUCCCCCAACGGCAAAUAUCUGCUCUCCGUAUCCGACGACAAGACGAUGCGCAUCUGGGAGCUCAAGACGGGCAGAUGCACCAAGACGAUCGAUGCGCACCAGCACUUUUGCACCAGCGUCGCAUGGGGGAAGGCCAAGAUCGAAGCGAGUGUCCCACCAGCUCAGGACGGAGAUGCAGCAAUCGCGACGAACGGCAGCAAGGCGGCAGAGGCUAGGACGGUCAACGUGGUAGCGACGAGCAGUGUGGAUCUCACCGUCAAAGUGUGGACGCCAUGA